Molecule: messenger RNA, 7228 nt
Organism: Megachile rotundata (alfalfa leafcutting bee)
Lineage: Eukaryota; Metazoa; Arthropoda; Insecta; Hymenoptera; Megachilidae
Product: transducin beta-like protein 2
Biological process (GO): endoplasmic reticulum unfolded protein response
Cellular component (GO): endoplasmic reticulum; nucleus
Molecular function (GO): exonuclease activity; protein binding; nucleic acid binding
Source: RefSeq, a predicted model, not a curated record
UGUUCUAAGAAGGCGAUGACGAAUCAUUUCUUCCGUGUGAACAAGUUGAUGUAAUAGGAUUUCCGGAAUUCUCAGUACAUUGUCAUCUUCGCGUCCAUGACUCGUCGACACUCUCGCGAUUAACUCGUGACCCGCUCACGCUUCGACAAAGUAUUUAUACCUGUCCACUCCCAAUAUUUGGAACAGUCGGAUUUCGGAUGUUCUUGAAAGUUUUGAAACUGGAAUCAAGUAGUACUUCGGUGCUUUGAUUCUGAAAAGUCACAAAGUUGCAACACAGUUCGGUUUAGACCGACGCACGCAAAUUAAGCAUGGUGGAUCGAAUCGAGCGCGAAGCACGAGAGUAUCGAUCGAGUGGAUCGAGCCUAAUCGACGCAGCGGUAUAUCCCGCCAAAGUUCGAAUGUACAACCGCGCAAGUCCAUCGCGGUGGGAGAGCUGGGAGUUGUUCGUGGGGAUGAAAGACGUAGUGGGGAAGUUUGUAGCGGUUAAACGCGAGGUAGCAAGAGUAUCGACGCGUAUAUACCGGUACUAUUGGUAUGAUCCAGCAAACACACGUUCCGAGCUGUUACGAGCGUUACGUCCGCUGAUCCAACUUCCAAUGUGUCUCUCGUUCGCGAUGAUACCGUUUGAUUUGCAAGUGUACCGCCAGAGCACGCGUUCAUCUAAAUGGCUUACAUAAGUUACGCGGUAAUAUUAAUUGCUUAGAGGUAAACCGCAUGCGCUUCUCCGUUGACUGCAUCGUGAUCGUGAGUAUUACAAACGAUUGAAGCAGGUGACAAGUUCUUUUCACGCCGAAGCCGCGUCCGCGUACCGAUUCGAGAGGAUCGAUCGCUUUUGUACGAGUUCGGCACUUUUUCGUUUCUUUCCACGUACACGAAACAAAGUUGCCGGCUCGCGAUAUAGACACGAACGCCUUGCCUGUGAUCUGGCGUGAACCGCGAGCAGCGGUGAGGCGAUAAUUCAGCCUCGACUUUAAAUCGUCGUUAAGGAAGGAAAGGAAGGAUUUCAUUUAAAUAACCGUGUCGUACAUGAAAAUACAAAGUCGGCGAUGAACAUGGCUGUGACCCAGAAACAGUUCGAGGUGGUAACUUUAUCAUCGGAGUAGACAAAUCUCGCAACGGUGCCAAGAAAGAAAAAAACGAAGUGGGGGUGCGAGGAAUGCGAACAUUGUUCUUUCUGCUUGCCGCGCGAGAACGAGGCACGAUUCGAAGCGGAUCGAACACGAUCGUACCGGGUGUUUGCUCGAACGGUGCUUAAGGGUUUAAGCGACUUUCAGAAAAAUCUUCGAAGGAAAUUGCGAACGACAUUCGAUAAGGAGAAACCGAGAGAGAAGCGGGCACAGACUCAAAUGCGGCGGUCAUCGUUGCCGGCGAUAACGGUCAAAGAUCGUUCGAAAUAUCCCGUGGAGUUUCGCUUCUGCGAUUCUUCUGGUUCGUGCUCGAAGACUCGUCGACCGUCGAGCAUUCCAUCUAUAAAACGGUUGGUUCAGGAUCACCGUGGAGUUGACGCACUGCCCGCGAUCGUUGCAUGAUAUCUCGUGUUUUUUGGAACACGCGGUCGUGUGUGUUCCACUCGCGUCUCGUGCUCUUAUUUUUGCGGUGAUUUUUUUUUAAACGGACCUGCGUUGAAUCAAUCGUGUAUCGAAAGUGUGGUGAGACGAUCAAAGAAAGUGCGGUGAUUUAAUUACGCGGUGAAGAUGGAGGAUACAGAGGGCAAAAUCAUGCCGGGAACGAGCAUAUCCGUCUUCGUGUUAGCGAGCACGCUGUUUCUCGGCGGAGUCAUCCUCGUGAUCGGUUACAUCGUUAGCCGGUUGUCACGGGCCAACAAAUCUUCGGAUUCAACGAAAAAUGUCACAGAAUCGGAAAAAGUGAAGUUCCAAGAUCCGAGGGACUCUGCGAGAUCCGCUUCCGGUACGGCCGGCAACAAGCGCGCGAAGAACAAAAAAAGGCGGGAAACCCAACAGGAGUUCACUCAUUCGUGGAUGGUGGGCGCUUUGAAGGGCCACACAGCCUCCGUCCUCGACAUGAAUUUCUCCAGCAACGGCAAAUUCCUCGCAAGCUGUGCCGAAGAUUGCGGCCUGCUUCUGAGAGAGGAGCUCCUGGACCACGGGGAGACCGAUCGGUACGCUGGCUGUAAGGCGAACCACGAGACGCAGUCGUCGGCGAAGACGUCGCCAGGAGGCAGAAGCAAGUUGUCGAGCGAGUCACCGUCCUCGGCGACUUCCACGUCCGGCACCGCGUCCACGGUGGCAACGGCAUCCGGGUCAUCCUCGGCGAAGGAGGACCGAGCUAUCCUGAGCAGAAGACAGCGCAAGAACCGCACCAGAGCACCGCGGGAUCGACGUCGCGAGCUGUGCGACGACGAGCACGAGGACGAGCAACCAACGCAGCAGGAGCAUCACCGGCAUCACCAUCGUCGCCAGCAGCAUUACCCUAACAGCCCGUCGAGAGACUGCGAGUCGGUCGAGAUAAGCGGCAGCGAGGGCCGCAAAGCUGGCUCCAGGAGAAACAAAGCUCAGAGCGACUCGCAUCGCGAGGAGAGGAAGAACGAAAUCUUCCUGAGUCUUCAGAGAAAGGAACUGCACCAUCUGAGCGACGCAGCCCUCGCCUCGUUGCUCCGCAGAUACACGCUCACCGGGGAGCAGCUGGCUCACCUUGGCUACCCCGUGGAGUGCAGCUACUUCCCGGGCUUCGCAGUGAUAAUAAAUUACCUGCAACAUCCCAUUGGCCAUAGGAUUCGUAGCUAUCAUCAUUUGGACGUGAACGCGCAGGAGUUCAUACCCGGAAGCGGUACCAGUUCCUGGACGAUGGCGGAGAGCGAAGGAGACAGUGGACAUUGUAGCGGAAGCUCCGUAGAAAGUUCCGACCUGGAACAAGAAAGUUCCUCGGACAGCGAUAAGUAUUCGGACAUAGGCGAGUCGUCGUCCUCAUCCUCCACGGACUACUCUUGCUCUUGGUCGUCCUCGUUCGCUUCCGGUUCUCAAGAAAGCUCCCGAAGGUAUUCCACCCCCGAACCGUACGAGCUGGUGGUGGCGGAGCGUAGGUGCGCCAGAUGUUACAAGAGCUUCUACGUGAACAGAGAGAGCGGCGAAUACUUGCACGAGGAACGGUGCGUCUACCAUUGGGGCAAACUACGAAGCGGUCUCGUCGACGGUGCUCACAGCGAGACCUGGGAGUGCUGUCGAGGCCGUGAAACGGCUCGAGGCUGCACCACUGCCAGGAUGCACGUGUGGACAGGUCUGGCACCCGGCUACAACGGUCCGUUCGAAGGUUACGUGCACACCAGGCCCGCUAGGAUCGUCCCCAAAGAUGGUAACUACGGCGUGUACGCGCUCGACUGCGAGAUGUGCUUCACUCGACGCGGCCUCGAGUUGGCCAAGGUGACGGUGAUCGGUAUGGACGGAAACGUCGUGUACGACACACUGGUGAAACCGGACGACGAAGUGAUCGAUUACAACACCAGAUUCAGCGGCAUCACCGCGACGGAUCUGGCGAAGGCGUCGAAAACGCUCAGAGACGUUCAAAGGGACUUGACUAGUUUCGUUUACGCGGAAACCAUAUUGAUAGGUCACGGUCUGGAGAACGAUCUCAGAGCGUUGAGAUUGUUGCACACGACGGUGAUCGACACGUGCGUCGCGUUUCCCCACUUCCUCGGUUAUCCUUUUCGCAGUAGCUUAAAAACCCUGGCGAGGACUGUGUUGCGAAGGGAGAUCCAGGUGGCGGAACACGACUCCAUCGAGGACGCUAGAAUCGUACUAGAUCUCAUGCUUAGAAGACUACAACACGAUCUCUCGUGGGAGUGUUGCGAGCCCUCGUGAAACGACCAACGAAUAACGCGUUUAUAUAUACACUCUCUUGGUGACUCGAAUACAGUAUGUACAGUGAAUGGAACUCUGUCGGAGGUGGUGGACCUCGGUACUAGAGAACCGAACGAGUAUCGUCGAGUCUACCUACGGUUAACCGGGCGAUCACGCGGUCCUGUCGCGCGUCUUGUUCCCUGUCGUUAGUGCGCGCUCCUUUUUUUUUGUUUUUCUUAAGUGUCGAAGAAAUGAAAAAAGCGCCAACGAGAUCUGUCCGGACGGGAGCCACCCUGAUUUCCCAGCAACUCUUCCGUCAGUGUUCAGUUCCAAGUGAAGUCUGUGAUAUGUUACAUAUAUACAGAAAGAAAAAAGCUACACGCGUAUGAGCGCGUCCCCGGGUUAAAUGUUCGACGACCAGGGACGUGCUUGGUCACUCGCACAGUUAGACUUAUAGGCACACCAUACCCCAUACACACGACUCAUACGUUCAGUUUCAUUCAUGCGAUACAUUCAGUUUGUAAGGUGCGUCGUUGCCGAGGAAAAGGUUUAGCUCGAUUUCGAUCGCGACCGCUCGGUACACACGAGUGAUAGAAUACUUUUUUUAUAUUCUUUCUGCGUUUCUUUUUUUUUUUUAACGAAUCUCUAUUGUAACGUCGACAAAGGCUGUCCAUAUUUUUUUUUUUCUUGUUUCUACAUCAUUGACUCAAUUUCAAGAAACAGAAGUACAAACAAGGCUGGUGCGAGAUAAAAGAAAUGAACAAGAAGAUGAAGUGUCAUCUUUGCGAAUUUAAAGUAUUUAAGUCACCCAACGAGCUUCGAAUCUGUAACGAUAUUAUGUUCGAUACGCUGCGUUUCGAUUUUGAUUGCGUUCGAUUGAACGGUGCACGCGUGCUGCAUUUUUUCACCCAAACAGUAUACGAGUUACAAUGCAAUCUUGUUGAUUUUUUGAAACGUUCGAUCGAGUACUACGGUCACAAUUGUUACAUUUAAGAAAACGACAAAAGUGUGACAACACUAAUAAAACGAUUAAACAAAAGAAAAAAGCGAAUAUUUCCUUUGUGUAUUUCGAUUAAGGUACUCGUCCCAUCUGCGAAACGUUUUCCUCGACAAACGCUCAACGGGUACACACACACGUUGAUAAUAGGUAUCUCGUGCUUGACAUACUUUCAUUGAGAUAUUGAAUACAGAGUGUUUCAAAAAAGACUAUUCUGUCUUAAUCUUCGCGACAAAGGAAUUCGAAAAGUCCUUUAUCGUUUUGCAAUCUGAAGCUCCGUUCCUGAGAUGUUAAAGAUAAAAGAUCGCCUUCCGGUGGCGCCAUAUUUGAACGUGGAGCGAACAGCUGAUGCGCGGGCGCAGCAAUAAAUACUUAACGCGCUAUGUAGUAAGCGAUCAGCUGACCGGUAAGAUUUCAAAUGGGAAAGUGUUCGAAUUGAAUUUCCCGCGUAAAAUGUUGUAAUACGUGGUUGGGUCCGAAAGGGUUAAACGCGGUAUCUCGAGAACGAAGCCUCGUAUCGUAAAACGGUAAAGGACUUUCCGCGAAGAAUUUGUGAUAUUUAUGUUGCAAAUGUUUUUUUAAAACACCCUGUAUAUAUGUGUAGACACAUUUAUACUCGUAGGAUGAACGUACACGUACACGUUUUAUACCUUACGACCCGUCUCAUGCAUAUUUCAUUCAGCGUUAUUUUUUCGUACACGUACGAAGCGAGAGGAGGACACGCGGCGUCAUUGAUGCUGGUAAGUGUCUUUCGGGCUUCCACCGAGCGGUUUGCAUUUAAAUUCUCCUCGAAAAACGACGUCUAGAAAAUGUCGCUAAAACGAGGACAACGAAUCCGAGAUGGAUUUAAGGAGUUUUUGUAUACUUUUUAGUUGUUGUUUCUUUUCUUUAUCCAUUGACGACAGCAGAAUCUUCGAGCCUCUUCUCGAAAUCGUGCGUCCUUCGUUCGCCGCGUGAUCGCCGUCGAAUUUUCGAAAAGAGAAAGAAGAAAAACACACGAUGUGUCUUAUCAUUCGACACACGGUACGUGCCCGUUUCUCAUUGGCUCGACCAUUUAUCGAUCAACUACUUUUUUGUCGUUCCGGACGAGGAACGAACGUGUGCGCGAAACAAGAGCGUGGACAAUUUUAUAAUCGACCGCGAUUAUAAAAUACGCAGGCGCGCGCAUUUGGUCAGGUUUCCGUUUCGUACGUGUCGACGCGUGUAAAUCAUAAGCGGAUCGAGCCUGAGAACCACGUGCCCGAUUUCGACUCACGCUCAAAAUCACACACAUAAUGUUCCGUGAUUUUAUAUACAAUGUUUAUUGCGACAUUAGCGAACCCUGUGUGCCCCUUUGCGAUAUAGGCUGUUCAAACGUUGCUACUUUGCUCAAACGCAUUUUGUUGUUGGUUACAAACCUCUUUAAUUGUCACUUACAAAUAUUCGCCACACAUGUGGAUUCUUAUGAAGACCGUGUAGGAUAUCUGACAUUAGAACUAUAGUAACUUCCAAGCCUCAAGAAGUUCUGUGAAUCAUGGAUAAGUUGUGCAACCUGUUUUGAACAGCCUGUAUCGAUACACAAUGUGAUACCGUGCACGCGGUCAUAAGUAUUCAACAUUUUGUAUACCGACCCGGGGAACUAGGUUCCCGUGGUAAAAAUAAUCCUCGGGUCGUGUGUUCGCCAACUCUUUUACUUAAUCUUACCCGCCGCUUUUUCAUUUUUUAUUUUAACGCGCUGAUCGCUUUCGACUUACUUUGAGGAAAGCAUAUCAGUUCAUCUAUGCGAUCAACGCGUUAACGUCACCAUAAAUAUUGUCUGCAUCCUGUACAUAUAUCCAUCUCCCGUGUUCAGAUACUUUUUUCGACACGUCUUUUGUAAUUCACACUCGAAAGCAAUACAGUGGUACCUCGAUUAGUUACCGAUCAUGGAAUCAUGACCUUGACACAAAUUUUUUGUACGGUGAACUUUGUAAAAUUACCUUUUACUUUGUAAUUAAUGUGACUGAAAAUUGUAAGUAUUUUGGAAGCGAGUUUCUCAACCUUGAAGGAUCGUAAAAUGCUUACGGUUUUCAUGAAGAGAUAUGUGUAAUCGACGUUCUACUGUGUUAAAUCAUCGCUUUGUAAAUAAGCGCACUAUUUAUUUGAGCGACUAGCGAAAAACGGAAGUAUGUACCUGGUGGCAUCCUCGAAGAACGUUCCUUUGAAAUUGUGCUGUGAAGGGUCUGUUCGCAAUCCAUUUUCCGCUGCAUUCGUAAUCGAAGAUCAUUGAGGAAAACCCAGAAGACGUAUGCGAAUCGAAAUUAAAACGAUCAAACAUCGAACGAUUUACGCUAUUUAAGCAAUGUAAUUUAUACAAGGAAACUUUUGCUACCAAAAAAUAUACGAUCUACGUUUUUAAGAUACCAGAAUUGUUUGGUGCGAAUAAAUUCGAUCCAUGAAUCAUUGUUGAAAAGAUACA